Messenger RNA from Centruroides sculpturatus (bark scorpion), 2604 nucleotides. RefSeq names its product zinc finger protein 708-like. Bases 522 to 2411 code for a protein of 629 amino acids. The transcript is spliced from 6 exons. The record is from RefSeq and is a predicted model, not a curated record. NCBI's taxonomy places the organism in Eukaryota, Metazoa, Arthropoda, Arachnida, Scorpiones, Buthidae.
UUUAAUUCAAAAAAUCACGUGACUACUGUUAAUAGAUCCUUUGGUAGAAAAAUUUACGAUUCUCACUUUAUUAUCAGAUUUAAAAAAAAAAAAAACAGACUAACAAAAGGUUUAGAGCAGGAUUCUACAGGUCUGAAAUCUGAGCCCAGUUCAUUACACAAGUGAAGUCACGCAAAUCAUAACGAAUAAGUUGUAAAAAAGAAUUAAAUAAAUCUAAAUUUAAUAACGUAAUAAAGGAUUUUAAAGCCAACUGUCUUACUAACGUUUGUUUGACAGUUUUUAUAUGCAGGCAUGGUGGAUCCUUUAGAGUUUGGCUGACUUUUUUCACUUCAAAAUCGUAACAUUUUCCCUCGUACUCAUGAAUUUAAAGUUGUCCUAUUGAAACGACCCCUCCGUCGACCCACUGCUGUUGCCAUGGCAACACGUCUUGGAGUCGGACCAGUCGAAGCAGUCGUCCAUAGUACGAAAGAACCCUAACGAUAACAGAUUGUUGACAUAAGAGAAUAUCGCAAAUAGAGAAAAUGAAGAUAAAAGAAGAGUUAGAAACUAAUUAUUCGGAUUUUACAAUCGAACGAAUCGAAGAAAACUUCGAAGUUGAUUUAAAGAAUUUCGAGAAAGAAUUUAACACAGAUGUGAAGUUUUAUGAAACAAUUAAGUCAGAACCAUUAGAGAUAAAUAUUGAAGGAGAACCAAUUUACACAAACAACACAAACGGAUUCACUAUUUGGACUCAUUCUGAUUAUAAAGUCGAAAGAGAUAUCAAGAAAGAAGUAACAGAGAAUUGUGAUGUAAAACACGGUAUAAAAUCAGAAUGUAAAGUUGAUUUGAAAAAAUUAAAGAUUGAAGUAAAGACUGAAGAUUGUAAACAAGUUGUUCAUGUACCAGAUGAUAACGAACAGGUAAUGCCUGUCAACAAUGAAUUUUGCACUCCGGACGAAAACAGUAACAAGAGUGAAAUGAAGAUCCAAAUGGAGGAGGAAGAGCAAAUUCAGGAAUACUUUUUUCAGCACAAUUCACAAACGCAACAACGUUAUAAAUAUAAAAUGAAAACGAAGAAAUACGUUCCUUCCAAUAGAAAAUGCAAAAAACUUCAUAAUAAGAUUAAAAGGAAAUACUUCAGGAUUAUGUUUUCAUCUCAUUCUAAACAAAUAUUUUCGUGUUAUUUUUGUAAACUGCUUUUUGCAAAUAAGACAAUAUUUCAAACACAUCUGUUCUGUCAUAUUGGUAAAAAACCAUUUCGCUGCACAACCUGCAAUAAGAAGUUUUUGUGGCAAUUUCUUUUGCUGAGACACAUGAAAGAACACAAAAGUGUAAAUGAAAACGAAAUCUCUUACAAAAAUUUACGUAUGCACCCAUCUGGGAAUCGAGUGAAUUUAUCUCCAAGAAAUGGUAAAAAAUCUAAUAUCAAACGGAAAAACGUGUUUUGCGACAUUUGCGGUAAGGGCGUUAGUAAGGGCCAUUUAGAAAGACACAAGAGAAUACACAGAACUCAUGCCUGCGAAAUAUGUGGAAAAGAAUUUAAGCUUAACGGUAUUUUGUUAAGUCAUAAACUAGUGCAUAGUGAAGAUCGUCCUUUUAAAUGUCAUAUUUGCAAUAAGAGUUUCAAAUCGAAAAACCACGUGAGAAACCAUCAAAAAACUCAUAGUGAAGACCGCCCCUUCAAAUGCAAUAUUUGCAAUAAGAGUUUUAAAUCGAUAUACCACGCGAAAAGCCAUCAAGAAACUCAUAGUGAAAAACGUCGUUGCAAAUGCGACAUUUGUAAUAAGAGUUUUAAAUCAAUAGGCAUAUUGAAAAGGCAUAAAACAACAACUCAUAGGGAAGAACGUUCUUUCAAAUGCGACAUUUGUAAUAAGGGUUUUAAUCUGAAAUAUCAACUAAAAAUGCAUCACAAAACUCAUAGUGAUGAACGUAACUUUUCUUGUCAGGUAUGUAACAAAAGUUAUAAAACAAAACAGAAUUUGGAACUUCAUAAAUUAGUUCAUGAUAAUCAAUUUUACUAUACUUGUCAGGUAUGUAAUAAAAUUGUUAAGGGCAAUAUAGCAAGACACAAGAGAAUACACAUACAUCAUAUUUGCAAAAUAUGUGGAAAAGAAUUUAAGAGUAACUAUAAAUUGAUGGAUCAUGAAGUAACGCAUAGUGAAGACCGUCCUUUCAAAUGCGAUAUUUGCAAUAAGAGUUUUAAACGAAAAAAGGUUUUAAAAACGCAUCACGAAACUCAUAAUGAUGAACUUAAGUAUAUUUGUCAGGUAUGUAACAAACGUUUUAAAACAAAACAUUAUUUAAGGCAUCAUAAAGUAGUUCAUAAUGAUGAAUUUAACUAUACUUGUCAGGUAUGUAACAAACGUUUUAAACGAAAUGUUGGUUUAAAACGGCAUGUUAAUAUACACAGCGAUGAAUACAAAUAUUUUUGAGAUAUAUGUAUCAAAUAUUUUAAAGCAAAACCUUAUUUCCGACGUCAUAAAGUUAGUCAUAGCGAUAGAAAAUAGUAUGUUUGUGACAUAUGUAAAAAACGUUAUACCAAUCCAACUGCCUUAUUCAGACGUUAUAUUAUACAUGAAAAUAUGUAUUUAUACAAUGUUUGUAGCAUGCCAUUUAUGACUAAAA